GAUAACACAAAUUUAUGGCAUAUUGAGUUUUGUGUUCUGAUUUUCUCUGAUUUUCAUCGCAAAGCAGCUCCAUUGAGGCCUCGAAUUCGCAUCGAACGCGUACCGAAUGUGCUUUUGCAAGUGCUCAACGUGGAGAACAGUGCAUAAAACCGGAAAUACCUCCGUAAAUUAACUUUGGCAAACUUUGGACUACACAGACACACUAGAGAGGAUUAAAUUAGGCGAUUUACGUGAUUUAUUGGUAAAAAAAGCUCCAAUCCAGCAUUUUCAGGACUUUUCCCGAAGCACAACAGAAAAAACCAGACACAAUAUGUCACUGAGUCAGUCGACAGUGCUAAAGUUGUAUCACACCGUGAUUGACGAUGUAAUUGCGGGCGUUCGUGAUCCCUUCAUGGAUGAGGGCGUCGACGAGCAAGUGCUGCAAGAACUCAAACAGGUAUGGACAAACAAGUUGAUGGCAAGCAAAGCGGUUGAAAUGGCGCCCGAUCCAUCAGAACAACCCGUGCCGCCGCCAUCGUUGGCAAAUAAUCCAAAGAGCAGCAGCAAAUCCGGCUCCAAGAGUAAAUCGCGUGCUGCGCAACAAGCCGCCGCCAGCAACAACGACAACAAAACAAUGAUGACGGGCAAUACGACAGCUUCGUCGACAUCACUUCCCGCCCCGCCUGCUGCCGUUAUCGGACUCGAUCCGAAUAAACUUGUGCCGAUACAAAUUACGCUGCCCGCCAUGCCGGGCGUCAUUGGAUCCGAAGCACGUGUCCUGACAAUUACUGUGCCUGCGUCGGCGCUGCAGGAGAAUCAGUUGCAUCAAGUGAUCACGGGACCGAUAAUUACAUCAAUUAUGCCAUUACCACCGCAAAUUGCCUCAAGUGUGUUGCAGCAACAUGUCAACUCACAACUACAGAACGUUAAUAUGAAUCGCAUUUCAGUACAAAAACAAAUGGAUGGUGCAGCAGACACCUCCGAUGAAGAAGACGUCAGUGACAUUAGUGACGAUCAUCUCGACAAUGACGAUGACAACUUGGAAAAAAGUGACGACGAGAAUAUGGAUGGGGCGGAAGAGGAGCCGCUAAAUAGCGAAGAUGACGUCACAGACGAAGAAUCGUCGGAAUUAUUUGAAACGGACAACGUUGUGGUGUGUCAAUAUGAUAAAAUAACCAGAUCUCGUAACAAAUGGAAAUUUUACUUAAAAGACGGCAUCAUGAACGUAAACGGGAAGGAUUAUGUCUUUCAAAAGUCCAAUGGCGACGCUGAAUGGUAAAAAAAACAAAAAUUUUGCUCAGAACCAACAAAGAAAAAUGUGUCUCUUCGUAUUCGUGGCUUCAAACUUGUUUGUCUUUUGUACAGAUGAACCAAGAAUUACGUUUCAGUUUUUUUUUCUGUUUCAAUAUUUUUCGCAAACUAACAAAUAAAAAAAGUAUCUAGUAUUCCUUCUCCACUAUUAUUAUAUAUUUGAGUCAGUUUAUCCAUAGAAUCGUUUAAAUGUAAGUCAAAAAUAAAAAAAAAUUAGCAAA
This is a messenger RNA of Culicoides brevitarsis, 1511 nucleotides long. It is a transcript of the gene TfIIA-L, whose product is annotated as transcription initiation factor IIA subunit 1. Lineage: Eukaryota; Metazoa; Arthropoda; Insecta; Diptera; Ceratopogonidae. The transcript has 4 exons. Gene Ontology annotation, biological process: transcription initiation at RNA polymerase II promoter; transcription by RNA polymerase II. Gene Ontology annotation, cellular component: transcription factor TFIIA complex. The record is from RefSeq and is a predicted model, not a curated record. The coding region runs from base 311 to 1258 and encodes 315 amino acids.